Messenger RNA from Pseudophryne corroboree (corroboree frog), 1980 nucleotides. Its product is annotated as homeobox protein otx5. The record is from RefSeq and is a predicted model, not a curated record. Gene Ontology annotation, biological process: regulation of transcription by RNA polymerase II; multicellular organism development. Lineage: Eukaryota; Metazoa; Chordata; Amphibia; Anura; Myobatrachidae. The transcript is spliced from 3 exons. Gene Ontology annotation, molecular function: RNA polymerase II cis-regulatory region sequence-specific DNA binding; DNA-binding transcription factor activity, RNA polymerase II-specific. Bases 159 to 1031 code for a protein of 290 amino acids. Gene Ontology annotation, cellular component: nucleus.
CGGAAUACAAUUUCAACUCUUGACGUUUAUUUUCAGGAUUUUCUAAAAGACAUCUGCCAACCUUGCAAAGAUAUCUGUAACGUGAAAGAAUCUAAAAGAGGGGCCUAUCUUUAUUAUCCAUCACAACAGCUGAGGCCUCGGGAACCCCAAGCUUUGCGAUGAUGUCCUACAUUAAACAACCGCAUUACGCAGUCAAUGGGCUGACACUAGCUGGAACCGGGAUGGAUUUGCUACACUCUGCUGUGGGAUACCCAUCGACGCCACGCAAGCAGAGAAGAGAAAGGACAACAUUUACUAGGGCACAACUGGAUAUUUUGGAGGCCCUGUUUGCUAAAACACGUUACCCAGACAUCUUCAUGAGGGAGGAAGUGGCCUUAAAGAUAAAUCUGCCAGAAUCCCGGGUGCAGGUCUGGUUUAAGAACAGAAGGGCCAAAUGUCGCCAGCAGCAGCAGCAGAGCAGUGGACAGGCCAAACCUCGCCCUGCCAAGAAGAAGACCUCGCCUGCAAGAGAGACUAACUCAGAGGCCAGUACCAAUGGCCAAUAUAGUCCUCCACCACCCGGCACAUCAGUGACCCCCAGUUCUUCAGCUAGUGCAACAGUUUCCAUCUGGAGUCCAGCAUCGAUAUCUCCCAUUCAAGAUCCCCUUUCUGCUGGCACCACCCCUUGCAUGCAGAGAUCUGCUGGAUAUCCCAUGACCUACAGUCAGGCCCCAGCCUACACCCAGAGCUAUGGAGGAUCAUCAUCUUACUUCACUGGCCUUGACUGUAGCUCCUACCUAUCCCCCAUGCACCCCCAGCUCACAGCUUCAGGUGCCACGCUGAGCCCCAUUGCCACAUCUACAAUGGGCAGUCACCUGAGCCAGUCACCAGCAUCUCUCUCUGCCCAGGGAUAUGGCGCUUCCAGUCUUGGCUUCACCUCGGUGGAUUGCUUAGACUACAAGGACCAAACUGCCUCUUGGAAGCUUAAUUUCAAUGCCACUGACUGCCUUGACUAUAAAGACCAAAGUUCAUGGAAAUUCCAAGUCUUGUAAAGCAGAGAGACGUUGGCUCAUCACCAACCUCAAUCAACCAAUCAGCGUCAUUACAACAGCGGGAUGAAACCAAAAUACAAAAACUUCAGAAUAUCAUUGUCUCUUCUGUUUUUUUCUCUCUCAGUAUAAGAAACCUCUGGUAGAGUCCUGAAAUUUUGCACCCACAAAUUAACACUUGAUUCCUCCAGGUCAUUUUUUUUUUUUUUAAAGAUAGAAAAAUGCCCAAUCUGGGUUAGAAAAGCACUUUGAAUUAGGAUAAUCUUAAAGUAAAGUCAUUCUGUGUACCAUACACCCAAGUCUAGUUCUUGGUUUUGCUUUUGAUUAUCCAUCAUAAACAAGAGCAGAAAAUAUUUUUUUAAUUUGGAUUGCAUAUAUUUUUUGUUACAACAGAUGGAAGUUGACAUUGUAUGCAGAGGAAGCAUGGUGCAAGUAAGCUAGAACAGUAGGGGGGUACAUCGCACCCCCCUACCAUCUUACAGCCAGCGUCAUUAAUGGGUGUCAAAUAUGGUAUCAAUGCUUCAUAUUAAAACGUCUUUUAAUUCUAAAAUAUUGAAAUAAACCUAAAAGAGCAAUGACUGUUCUUGCAAUAUAAUGUAACACCAUACAUACUGAAACAACACAUUCCAUUAGGUGUAUUGCAUUAAUAUAUGUAGGCAUUCUUACAUAGCAAACAAAUUCCCCCUCCUCCCUAACAAUCAUUACAGACUAGGCCUGUUCUCAGAUACCUUUCCCAAGUGGUAAAGUUCAAGCCUUGUUAGAAAAACGGUAACACUGCAGCUACAGUAUGUAAGCCAUGCUGUAUUUCUUUAUGUAUAAUAUUUUAAAUGCAGUUUAAUUUAUUUUCUAAAAGCUCAUUGGCCCAUCUACAAAAUGUUACAGUUUGUAAGUCGUAAACUGAAAGCAGAAGUGUGUCCAACUUUUUUUAUUUUUUAUUAUUGUGUUAAAUAAU